AUGUCACCUUCUCCCUCUCCCUCUCGUUCACCUCCACCGGCCUCGACGCCGCAGGCCGAUGAGUCUCAGCUUCCCAAGGGACAAUGUCGCUACAUUCUCAUGAUACCUGAACUUAAAGGUCAGCGGUGCGGCUGCAUGGGGUUUGAUCAUAACAAAUCCCUGCCUGGUGCUACCUGUAAUUGUGGCCAUUUAUCAUGCUAUCACAUUGCCACUGCCGAUGCGCCAACACCCAACACCAACAAGUCAGAGAUCGACAUAGUCAAGCAACAAGUUCAAACCUUGGAGGAAAGAUUACAUCGAGACGACCGUAAUCGAAUUUCUCACAUCAUCACCCGCAUCAGCGCAUUGGAGGAGUCGGUGGAAAAGAACAAAGAAGAAACAGACAUCGAACUCAAGAGCUCAUAUCGCAAUGCAGCCUCCGCAUGGGCGCUUGUUGCACAAUUACAGCAACAAAUGAAGAGCAUGGAACAAGUCAUGAAGUCCCAGGUUGAACAGAUGGCAAGGACAACAAGAGAGAUGGAAGACCUGCGUAACCGUCAACUAGAGCUGCUAGACAGCGAUGAAGUUUUGGAGGAACGCAUUGAAAAGUUGGAAAGCGUCGAGCCUGUACUAUCGCCGUCUCAAGAUUCUGGCCCGUUUGAUGCGCUUUCCGGCAUUAUACGCCCGUCGCCCACAACUACCAUGACCUCACAGAAGACAUUGGACUCAUCACACGGCCUUUCAGGUACACAAUCUGCAGUCGCCGAACCUUCAAGGUCGUGGACUGUACACGUAUCUCUGAUGCCUUCCAAGGACACCCCGUUUCCAUUUGAGAAGGAUACAACCUCAUAUAAAAGGUGUCUCUCCCGUGGACUCCACCGUAUGCUGGCGGUCGAGGGCGACGACGUUCAAUCAUUCACGAAUGCUGUAUCACAAGCUUUUGAACCCUUGCUCAAAGGAAGACCAUGGGUGCCCCUCCAAGCAAAACUUUGUGACGCUGAACGUCUGCAAGGGUUGCCCAUGCUGCGGCCUUUAGAUCCUAGGCUCCUUCAAGGCCGAUAUGACCAGGCUUUUCUCAAACAACACUGUGCCGUACUGGAUGCUGGAGGCAAAAUCGACUCUCUGUAUAUCGCAAUGGAACACGACUCCCUAUCAUGGAAUUUUCUCAGACGGUCACCUGUCUAUCUCCAAGGGUUAGAAGCAGCCUGGACAUAUGACAGCGUGCUCGACAAAAAGGACGAACCAGAUAUUUUGAGGGACCACAAAGGCGAAGAAGGAGACGAAUCACCACCUGCUGGCAACAUUGUUGGAGCUUUGACAAGUCUCAAGCGUGGCAUGUCCGAUAUUACGUGCCCAUCACUCGAUGACACCGAACUGCCAAUGGUUAAAAUGCCACGAACAUGCAAAACUUCACCGUUGGAGAUACGACGGGGAGUAGAAACUGCACGAUAG
Molecule: messenger RNA, 1431 nt
Organism: Fusarium coffeatum
Lineage: Eukaryota; Fungi; Ascomycota; Sordariomycetes; Hypocreales; Nectriaceae
Exons: 1
Coding region: 1-1431 (476 amino acids)
Source: RefSeq, a predicted model, not a curated record